Messenger RNA from Yamadazyma jaroonii, 456 nucleotides. The record is from the annotation of a GenBank genome assembly. Lineage: Eukaryota; Fungi; Ascomycota; Pichiomycetes; Serinales; Debaryomycetaceae.
AUGGUAUUAGGAUCACUCCAAAUCUCUGCCAAUAGAGACUUGGGGUUAGAAUUAAUCAAUGAGAAGGAAGAUUUCGCUUCAAAGUUAUCACCUUUCUGUUCAUCAGUUCAAUUUUUAAAGGUGGAUAAUGCCGAUAACCAUGAAUUCAAUUAUGUAUUAGCAUCACAAGAAGAGUUUGAAAAGUUAUGUGGAGGUGUGCAAUACCUUUCUAAUGCUGAAGAAGUUGAUGAUGAUAAAUUAUUGAUUGUUCAAUUAGCUAGAAAUGACGUUUUAAAAGUAUCAAACAAAGGAUUAUUCCAUAAUUAUCAAUUCUUUACUCCUGGAAUCUUUAUGUGUUUGAUUGUUUCGGGAUUUUUGAUUUUAAUCUUUUCGGUAGCUUUGAAAUGGACCAGUUCUAUUGAAAUCAGUUACAGUAGUUUUGAAAAAGAAGUUGAUUAUGAGAAGAAGAAUGAGUAG